AUAGGCAGACGUUGUGGGUUUAUAUUUAUAAUCGUGAAAAUGGAGACAUGAAACAUUCCUUUUGCGGCAUCACGACAUCAAUACGAAAACAUGAAAGCAACUACUUUAGCUUUCUACGGUUUUGCAUUAGGACUUUUAGGACUGGGGCUUAGGGAGUUGCUACUUGGUUUCGAGGAAAACAGGUGUAGCAUGACAUACAUGUUCGAGUACCCCGAAUACCGGCGUGUCCAGCUGCCACGACGAGUAUCGCGUCUGUACCCAGCCUAUGGACUCUACUUGUAUGGAGAGGGGGUAUAUGCUCAGGAGACCAGGGGCCUCAAGCUCAGUGGAGCCCCAGUGCUGUUUUUACCAGGGAACGCAGGCAGCUACAAACAAGCUCGUUCCCUGGGCUCAGUGGCACUGCGGAAGGCCGAGGGGCUGGAGGGUGGCGUCCACUUCAACGUGUUCACCAUCGACUUCAACGAGGAGCUGGUGGCGCUGUAUGGAGGAAGCCUGCUCAGGCAGACCCGCUUCCUGCACGAGAGCAUCAAGGCCAUCCUGCGCCUCUACAAGGAGCACCCAGACCCCCCUACUAGUGUGGUGUUGGUGGGACACUCCAUGGGCGGUGUGGUGGCCCGAGCGCUGUUCACCCUGCCCAGGUUCAACCCGAGGCUGGUCAGUCUCAUCAUCACCCAGGCGUCCCCACAUCAGGCUCCAGUGCUCCCACUAGACCCCUACUUACUGGAGUUCUACUCUGCUGUCAGACAGCGAUGGAUCACUGGAGCACAGGACCUACGGAACGUGACCGUGCUCUCUGUCGGGGGUGGUUACCGUGACUACCAGGUGCGCUCCGGCCUCGCAGCGCUGCGGUGCCCCCUGGCUGACCCCAACAAGCUGUCCCUGGUGGUCACUGCUGUACCAAGGACCUGGGUGUCUACAGACCACUUGUCUAUAGUCUGGUGUAAGGAGCUGGUCCUGGCAACAGUUAGGGCUUUCUUUGACCUCAUCGAACCUGAGACUGGCCAGUUCACAGAUGACACAGAGAAGAGGAUCUCUGUCCUGAAUUAUCACUUCAUCAGACACCCAGUGCAGGUGCUUGGAGAGGAACCAGAACCCAUAGCCACCUUUACAGCCCCAAUUGAGGCCUGGAGCGAAGUGAACACCCUCCGCCUCUUCCACAGUGCCCCUAAGGAACCACAGGAGAAGUAUUUCCUGUUUGCUCUAUCGAGUCGCAGGAAAGCCUACAGCCAUUUCCACUGUCGAAGCAGCAACUUGGAGAUGACCAGCUGGCUCUAUGGCUGCACAGAAAUGAAUGGCUCUAUGUGUCUGCAGGCGGUGGAUUUGUCAUGGGGGACGGAGCUGCUCCCUCCUUACAAGGUACUGACUGUUCGAGUGAGCGAGCUGUCCUCAGUCUCCCAUCUUGUUGUCGCUGCCUCCAACCCUAGUGGCAACCAGUUUAUGAUGGAGUGUGAGUGGCAGAGGGAGGAGUCUCAGACCAUCCCUGUGGCCGUGCCUCACGUGCUGUCCUUUGGCCUGACUGUUAGUGAUGUCACCAUCAACUCCUCUGGGCUGCUCCACACCGUUCAGCUGCAGCAUUUCCACCAGGUCUACCAGGCUUUCAGAAUCACAGUUGUGAGCCAGUGUAAAGUAAGCAAAGACCGACUGCCCAGUGUUUAUAGACUGAAGGCCCCCUGGUUCAGAGAGGACUCUUUCACUACUGCAAGCAUCCCCUCCGUUACCGAGAUUUCUGGAAUGCUUCACACAAGUCGUCUCGACAACACCUCAAGUGCCCUCUUGUUGCUCCACACUGCCCCCAACUGUCAGUAUAAGGUAUCAGUGAGGACCUCUUUCCUUAAAGUGCUGGGACAGGUUCUGCGUUUCUGCGGCCCGGUGCUUCCUGUCUACAUGGCCGUGACGCUGCUCCUCUCGCUGGGUGUGCAGCUGGGCUCCAUCGGCCGGACGGGGCUGCCAGUGGGGAUGGACGAGGCCAUGAGCCGGGCCCUGCGACCCCACGCACUGGAGCUCCCCGUCUACCUGCUACACCUGCUCCUCAGGCAGAGCUGGUUUGAGGAGGUCUGGGUGUCGCUCGGCCUCCCCGCGGUGGACGGCCUGCCUCUCAUGGCGGUGGAGAACACCGUCCAGAACGCCGUAGUGCCCAGCGAGGACUGGCCACGCCUCCUAGGCCCCGUCCUGUGCCUGCUGGGGGCCACUGUUGCAUUUUGGGGCAGCACAGUGAUGCGGCUUGGCCUGCGCCUGUUCUCCCUCUUCCUCGCUCCUUUGCACAGGCCCUCAGUGUCUCGAGACUGUGGUACCCUCCUCCUACGAACUCAGGUCUUCCUCAUCCUGGCUUUGGGCACCUUGGGCGGAGUGACCUGUGGGGCUUUGUCAGUCACCGUGGCCUUUCUGCUUCACUUAUACCGGGUGCUCAGGCUACAGAUGACAGAGCGGUCAUUGCGCCACGUGCUGAACCUGGCUCCUCAGAAGGUAUCCCCGGAGACGGAGAACGGUUACGGGGCCGGUGGCUGUCAGAGUCGACCUAAGGAAUGUAACGGUGCCCCGCUGCUGACGCAGUCAGCGCUGCAGGAAGUCAGAGACGACCUCCAGCUGCACCUCAGUCUCUCCGCUCUGCUCACGCUACCCAUGAUGCUCUGCGCCCCGUCACUUAUACAUUGGUCCCGUAACCUCAGAUACUCUGUCCCGUUGGACCCUGACCCGUGCUGGCCCCACACUCUCCCCCUGCUCUCGGCCACGGUGCUGCUCGUCAACUGCAACACUGACACACUCAGUCACAGUAAAGUCCUCAGACUGACCUGCCGGCUGUUGUUGCCCCUGUGCAUUGCCAUGGUGACCUUCUCCUCCCUCCACCUGUAUCGAGUCACUCACUUCCUGUCUGUGGCUCUGGGCCUUUUGGCUAUUUCCUGUUACCUCUGACCGCUCUCAACGGGGUCCCAUCACCAAACCCAUAAGCAGGUAGAACCCAUCCCAGACAGCCUUACAAUAUGAGUUACUCCUCCCAUCCUGAAGGGGGGGACAGUGACUCCACUUCAGAAGACCCAUACCGUGCGAUCUCACCAACGGAGUCUCAACAGGGUAUUCCUGUGUCAUUGUCAUGGUUAGCUUGAUGUGAGUUUAUGAUUGGGUUCUGUUCUCCACAACACUCCUAUUUCUUUUAACUGACUUGAUGUUCUGUCUGUCUGUGUCUGAUAUUCUUUCUGUUUGUGUCUGAUGUUCUUUCUGUUUGUGUUUGACGUUCUGUUUUCUGUGUGUGUCUGAUGUUUUCUUUUGUCUGUCUGUGUCUGUGUCAGAUGCUCUCGUUCAUUUGUCUAUUCUUGUCCAUCCCCACACACUCCUUAACAACAAGCCCAUUUUAAGAUGUAGGUUAAAUACGUAGCUCAUGUUUUGCUGCCAACGUUCACGCUCACAUGUCAUUAGUGGAUUGAUCGCCAAAAAUGACCCAUAAUCAUGAUGGUCGCCACACUUACAGCCAUGUAAUUUAAUGGGACCAUGUCAAAACUGACUUUUAAUGCUACUGUGUACUGACACUUACACUGUAUAUGAGUAUAACCCGCCUGAAUGCGAGUGCAAUAUUCAGUAUUCUAACCAUAAUAAGCAGGACCGACCGGCCAAGUGGACACUGGCAAGCAGAGAGACGUUGUGACUCCCAACGGAGUAUAUUUCCUGUCCUGGAUGUCACAGCAUUGACCAUAAGCCAUUGGAGAAGCUCUUCUCAGAUUAGUGCCAUAGUUUGCCAGAGCAUUCAGUCAAGAGCCAGCAGAAGGCCAGGAGUCUUAAGACUCUUCAUGUCCGCUUUAUACAGCGACCCAUCACUUAUAUAGGGCAGAUGGUUAGUGGACCAUGUGUAUGCCCACUCCAGUCACUGUUAGUGAUAUAGGUGUCACUGUGCAUCUAAACUCACUGAGUACUUGAAUAGAUAACUACUUACAGGCCAUGAAGGGGAAGAAUAUCCAUUUAGCUAGCUGGUACAGCCAUGUUGCUGGCCUACUGUAAUUAGUACUGAUGAAUUACUUGCAGUACUAACAGGUAUGUGAGUGCGCAGGGCGGUAACUCUCUCACCUGUAAGGGAAUGCCCAUCCUGUUUGUUUCUGACUAAUGUUAUACCGAUGAGCAAUGUAGCCACAGUGUGUUGCUGUUGCAGCUGUUUAGUUUUUUUAACACCAACCCAUCAUCCUGUAUGCCCAUACAAGUUACUGUUCGUGAUGUCCAGUUAACUUUGAUGAGUGUACUGUAUGUGUUUGUGGAGGUGAGUGCAGGACAGUGGCAUUAUUUCAACUCCCAUUUGAGUUUGGGAUUCGAUAACUUUUCAUCAUAUCACUGUAUUUACAUAGAAGGUAAAUUGUCGGUUUAAACCUCUAAUGCACUGCUCACCAGCACCAUAUGUCUCAAUAAUUAGAUAUGUAUUCCACUCAACGUCCUUAACUACUGAACCAUAGCCACGGUUUUUAUCAUUUUUCUCCCCUGUGAUUAUGGCGUGGAUAGCAAGAAGCCAUGCUAAAAAAAAGAGUAUUCCCUAAACACAACAACUAGUGCCUUGCUACAACUAUUCCCCAACUAUUUUGCAUGAGCAUUUUCCUUAUCUGCCCAUUGUCUAAAGUUGGACAGUUACUGGGACCUAUGGUUGUCAGUCAGACCAGCAUCCCUGUCUCAUCCAACUGCUUUAUUCAGAAAUAUCAAGAGACGAUGGUGUGCACAAGAGGAGGUGUUAGUGGUUCACCAGUAUGAUACCUGGUCAGGAUUUAUAUGCAGAGUCUUUUGUAUGCCUUCUCCUGUCAGUGAAAUCUCACCCUUGCGUUGCGGAGAGUUUCAAUAUUAAUGGUGUUGUAAAAUAAUGUUGUUUCUCAAUGUUCCAUGUGACCUGAUAAACCAGAAAAAAAGUGGUGACCCUCGUUUUCCAUAGAAAUGUUGAAAAAACUACCAAAAAAAAAAAAGAAUAAUCCAGAAUACCUGGAAAAUAGUAUUUGAACAUUGAGAAACCCAUCCUUUUUAUGAUACCUUGAUACCCGGAAUGAUACCUAGCUGUAUCAUUUAUGACCGUACUUGUAUGAAUUGUACCAUUCUUGGAAGCAUAGAAGCAUCUUCUUGAGCAACAAAAACUUUAUAUGGCACCUUGCUUCCUUGACCAAACUCUGCUGUCACACUCAUUGAGGAGAUGCUCCCAUGUCACCUGCACUGUGAUUGUACCUGCACCUGUCUGUGCGUGUGUGUGGUGUGUGUGGUGUGUGUGUGUGUGUGUGUGUGUGUGUGUGUGUGUGUGUGUGUGUGUGUGUGUGUGUGUGUGUGUGUGUGUGUGUGUGUGUGUGUGUGUGUGUGUGUGUGUGUGUGUGUGUGUGUGUGUGUGUGUGUGUGUGUGUGUGUGUGUGUGUGUGUGUGUGUGUGUGUGUGUGUGUGUGUGUGUGUGUGUACUGAUGUGUUGAUGGCACGUGAUAUUACUGACUAGCAUCAGCUGUCGAGGGUAUUUGUGGAUAUCGUCUGUCUCUUAAUGUGUGGUGCAGUUGUUUUUGUGCUUUGAAGUGCACACAUUCUGCCUCGUUUCGAGUCCAGGCGUGAUUUAUAGUGUAUACACACUUUGGUGUAGGCUCAACAUUGUGGUGAAAGUACUAGAGAAAUGGACAUACUUUUUUGUAUCAAACAUGAUUGUGAUUUUUUAACAAUUGGUGUUCACUGUGAUGUGUCGUGAUCUUCGAGGAACAAUUUUUUUGACAGCAUUGUCUGUGUUUUUUCGCUAUCCUGAAAGGGGAGUCUUAUUGAGACAUGAUGAGCUUUGUGGCAAAACUAGUCUUAAGCGAUGUCUAAUAAUACAGAAUAGAUGUUUCUCUGUGGUAGAUGUGCUGUUGCAGCUAGAGCUAUUCAUGGACUAUGACUGUACUGGCCUCUAGACUCAGCCUGGAUUCCUUAUUCAUGGGCAUCACAUUGGCUUAGAGCAUAAUGUAACACAAGCAAGUUCUGUCAUCGGUCAGCUGUGAGGUUGCGACGGUUUUACCACUGCACCUAGGUAUGCACACUGACUUUGACUAAAACAUUGCAUCGACUGUUCCUGAUUCCUCAGCAUCACCACAGUAUAGCUGAUUCACUGAUCAACCAAAUGUCUGUGUUUUUAUUAAGGUGUUACUGCUUUUUUUCUCCCCCGAGUACACUUCCUUGCACUACAAACUGCUCCCACUGUCUAGUAUCAGAGUAUUCUAAAUACCAACAAAUGUGGCUCUAGAUAGGAUGGCAUCAAGUGAUUUUGUAAAUACAUUAUGACCAGUGGAUCAAAUAUGUAUGCUGGCAUUUUUACUUUGGUGAAUUAAAGUACAAGUGCUUGGUGUGAAUACACUGUAAGAUGUGUAAGUGCAGUGAUAAAUGUUGAUUUAGUAAUGUCAAAUAUUCUGUAGCCAUUGUAAAUGGUGACUCGCUGAAACAUCACACGUGUCUCUAAAGGGAACAUUUAACAUGUAAUCAUGUGGAAGACAUCUUGUACUUGAUUUUGUGACUCGUAUUUUGCGAGUUUCUUUGCUGUAUUUAAAAAGGGAUUGUCCAAGCAGUGUCCAUAGACAAGCAUAGCAUGUUUGUUCGGCUGACCUGACACAGACUUGAUCUGCUGUCACCAUCAGUAAGCUACCUACAUCUGCUACAGGUCCUACAUGUGUUUGAGACACUUUCCGUGCAUAAUAGCUAGCUGUAUCCAGUUAAAAUGUGUGCUGGGUAGUAUGGCUAUGUCUAAGGGAGUCAUUCUGGUAGUUUUUACAUCACACACUGUAAAGCCAACCUUUACGAUAUUGAUAGCUCAGCAUUUGUUUCCGACUCUACAGCUGUUCAUCUUGAACCAUCUUGGCAUUUUUAUCUUGCUGUGUGUAUCGAGCUAUUUAUGGCUAGUUACCCGUUUUCACUGUAUACAGUUUUCACUGUAUAUUAACUGCAAUGUUUUAAGACCGAUGCUUGGUGGUUCAAAUGGUCAGGUCCAGCAUUACUGCCUAUUGCUAUUGUCUGGUUUUAUAUAAUAACUGAGUUGCCCAAAUGGACAUUCUCAAUUCUCAGGUUUAAAAACUGUCGUAAGGAAGAGAUUGCUUGGUGUUUUAUAUGAUGUUCAAAUUUAAACGGAUAUUAUAUUUAUCAGAACGUUGUGCUAUUUGUGAGCACUGUUA
This is a messenger RNA of Sardina pilchardus (European sardine), 7121 nucleotides long. It is a transcript of the gene pgap1, whose product is annotated as post-GPI attachment to proteins inositol deacylase 1. The coding region runs from base 91 to 2910 and encodes 939 amino acids. The record is from RefSeq and is a predicted model, not a curated record. The transcript is spliced from 26 exons. NCBI's taxonomy places the organism in Eukaryota, Metazoa, Chordata, Actinopteri, Clupeiformes, Clupeidae. Gene Ontology annotation, cellular component: endoplasmic reticulum. Gene Ontology annotation, molecular function: phosphatidylinositol deacylase activity. Gene Ontology annotation, biological process: GPI anchor metabolic process; endoplasmic reticulum to Golgi vesicle-mediated transport.